This is a messenger RNA of Lytechinus variegatus (green sea urchin), 1509 nucleotides long. RefSeq names its product synaptophysin-like. Gene Ontology annotation, cellular component: synaptic vesicle; synaptic vesicle membrane. The transcript has 6 exons. The record is from RefSeq and is a predicted model, not a curated record. Lineage: Eukaryota; Metazoa; Echinodermata; Echinoidea; Temnopleuroida; Toxopneustidae. Bases 68 to 868 code for a protein of 266 amino acids.
AUACAAGUUAUUAGCAAAUCCAGAGAUUCAUUUCGAAGUCAAAGUCGGUUUUUCAAGGUAUAGAAUCAUGGAUCCUGCGCUCGAUAAAGCCAGUGCUUACCCCCAAGAGCCAGCACCUCCGAACCAAGGAGCUCCGCCAGCUUCAGGAGGCGGAGGUGCCGCCCAAGAUUACCGCUUGCGUGUGUUGCUGGAGCCCCGUGGAUUCUUACGGGCAAUCGAAUUCAUCCUUGCUGUUUGUAUGUUUGCCACGACUGCUGGGUAUGCCACAUCAUAUUCCUUCUCAACAUCAUGUUCUCUAGGACACACUUACACAGUGAAGGUUGAAUACCCAUUCAGUAUUGAGAGCAGCGCAUUGCCUGCACUGUGCAAUGCAACGACAGCACCUACAGUGUCCUCAAACCCUUCCGGAUCAGCGCAGUUCUUUGUAGCCGUUGGGGUGCUGGCAAUGCUCUAUACAAUAGGUUCAGUUCUGUGGUAUGUUAUCUAUGAGGCUAGGUACCCAGACAAGGAGAUCCACUAUAUGUGUGAUCUGGUGAUCACAGGUGUGUUCGUACUACUUUUCUUCAUCUCAUCAUGUGCGUGGGCUGCAGGGCUUAAUGAUGUCAAGUACUGGACUAACUUCAACCACCUAAAGGAUAGUCCCACUGUCUACGGUGACGUAUGCGGCCAGAAUGGUGUCACCUGUGAAUCACAAACGAGCCCAAAAUAUUCAUCUCUCAACUUUUCAGUGGUAUUUGGUUUCCUCAACACGGUUGUCUGGGGAGGCAACUUGUGGUUCAUCGCCAAAGAGACAACAUGGUUCAAGCAACGCAUGGAGAACAAAGCUGGAGGUGCUGGAAAUCCCCCUGCUAAUCCCAACACUGUUUAAUCCUCGCCCAUCUCUCUAUAGAUAGCGCAUUCAUAUGCCCAGCUGUAGUCCUAGGUUUGUACCAGUUGGUUUGAUCCCAGUUUGUCUAAUUCUAAAGUUUGCUAAACUCCGCUACUGUCGAGGGUUAAACUCAUUUUUUCCACUAUCAUUUUGGUCUAUUUGCCAUAAUGUUCAAUCAUCACUUGGUCCAAUGUGGGCUAUAUUGUCAUUUGGUCUAAUUAUCAAAUGGUAUAGUUGUCAUCUGUGACUGUUAGUUCUACUAAUAGACCAAGUGGGCAUUUCAUGAAUUCGCUUUGCUGGAAACUAGUAAAAAUGUAAAUUUGCUUAUUAAUAAUUAGACCAAAUGGCUAUUUCAUAAACUUGUUUGAGAUGACGUAGGAUCAGGCGAAGCAGGCAAUUGAUGUAGAAGAUUAGUCCAUGUAUAGCGAAUGAUUGAAUGGAUAUGCAAAACUCACCAAAGAUUGUGUCACAGGACUUCAUAUAUGAUCAGAGCCACAUAACAUAAAGCCUUGCUAUCAAUUUAAAAAAAAAAUGUUAGUGGCCAAUCAGGUUCAUUGUUGCAUGUGCGUAUUGUUGAGCAUACCUACUAUCAACCAAUCAGAUUCAUUGUAAAUUUACAACUGGUUGCAAUCAAUCACAUG